Molecule: messenger RNA, 1518 nt
Organism: Besnoitia besnoiti
Lineage: Eukaryota; Apicomplexa; Conoidasida; Eucoccidiorida; Sarcocystidae
Exons: 7
Coding region: 1-1518 (505 amino acids)
Source: RefSeq, a predicted model, not a curated record
AUGGCGUGGAUGCUGAAGGCAGAAUAUGACUUUCUGAUUUCCUCCCUCUCUGAGCGCCUCGACACUGCAAAAUGCCGAGGAUUUCUUUCGUGCUCUCUGGACAUGCGUCUGGUCGACUCGUUCGAUCCCGCAUUCCUUCAUUAUGUUGGCUUGGGGAAGACGUACCUUGGAGGGUUCAUUGUCAAGCAUUUAAACAGAACUGGGCUUGGCCUCCAAAGCAGGUACAUGCACCAUUCCUUGAGUGCCAGUAUUGUUGACGAGUGCAACUUGGCGCACAUUGUUCAAGUCCUCCGUAUGGAAGAACUUCUGGAAGCACAUUCACAAUGCCUCUCUGUUAGUGUCGCAGCGUCAAUCCUUCUAGCUGUUGUGGGCGAGCUUGACGCUGUAAAGACAGAGCUGCAGCGCAUUUGGAAAGGGAAGCCGGAGUUGGACAGCUUCAAACAAGACAGCGUGCGGUUCCUUACCCACACUCUCCAGUCGCUUGUUGACUUCAUCGUCGAAUCUGGCCGUGACCGUUUCACGUACAUCAAAGAGGCUCUCAUCCUGCCGACUGCAACGCCACCUCGGCCCGGCCCCGGUCUGGGAUCUUUGCCACCGGAAUCAGCAGAAAUUGCUGCUGAUCUCGUCUUGGCAAGGAAUCCUUUCGGCUUAGCUGCCCGUUUCGCCCGUGACGAUUCGAACGCCGAUGACGCGGAGGGCGGGCGGGAGUAUCUGGCGUCCCUCUAUGCCCUUUACCGACGUGGAGAUCAGCAGCUUGAGGUGCUUUUGAAUAGUGGGAGCAUUUUAUCCAUUUGGAGACGUCUGCAUGCUCUGUUCGAUCUGCCCCGAGCCACAGCCCGCGAUCUUGUGCGCUGGGCUGUCAUUCGUCAGGUUCCUCGUUUGAAUCGGCUUCGUCAGCUCAUCUUUACAAGGCUGUUGCAGGUCCUGUGCAACCCAUCGCUUCGGGUCGUCGCAGGGAACGAAGUGGCCCCUGAUUUGGAGAAGAAGACGGCGAAGAGGGACGCUCUGAUUGGAUACACUGUCCUAUCGGCUUUCGCUGAUUCCGGUGUAAGGGUGUGGUGCUACGAGAGCGAAUCUCAGAAAAUCGACAUCCUUAGAGGAGGAGGGGCGGGUGAUAUCGCAAAGAAGGUCGUAUCGAUUCUGUGUAUUAGGGUGGAUCGCGGGUUCAUUGACCUCCCAAUGGGUGACGAGCGCCCUGAUGAGGAUACGCUGGAAAGGUGGCUCGCACCUCAAUGGCAAGACGCUCGACGGGAUGGGCACGAAUACUCGCGGCUUGACGUGACGGACAGCAACCUCUAUCGCCUGGUGCCGAAAAAUUACAGUUCGGGUGGUUUUGGCGAUCGCCCUUCUGUCACUUCUGUCCCGAUUGGAGGACGAUCUCUUGCCAUUGUGCCUGACUUUGCGCUAAGUGGCGACCACCGUUUCUUCAGGGCGCCUUUGACCACGGCCUUCUUCAACUCUGAAAAGUUCGAGGCGACUGUGGAAGAUUUCCUGAAAGCUGAUGGCGUAGAGUGCUGA